This is a messenger RNA of Mucor mucedo, 639 nucleotides long. RefSeq lists its product as uncharacterized. The transcript has a single exon. The annotation marks the transcript as partial. Lineage: Eukaryota; Fungi; Mucoromycota; Mucoromycetes; Mucorales; Mucoraceae. The record is from RefSeq and is a predicted model, not a curated record.
AUGGAAGAUGUCAUGUCAACUAUCGACGAUCCCAAUAUUGUUCUUGAAACUUUGGUUGAUCAUUCUUCUUAUAUGAAGAAUAAGCCAUUGGAAAAACAACCAACUGAAAACAAAAAGUCAACUACUUCAAAGCCAGUGAAAGUUGCCUCAAAGAGGACAAAUGCAGACUAUGGCAUUAAUCAGAGGACGACGUUCAUCGAUCGUAUGAUCGAAUUACCUGUGGGACAGAGGUAUGCCGCUGUGGUCGGGAGAGAAUUAGGUGUCGAAGAACGAACUGCUCAGCGAUGGUGGAGAAGCUACGAAGAGACUGGUGAAGUGCCGAUCAAAAAAUCAACCAGAAAUCCAGGACGCCCAAACAACUUCACAGAGGAACACAAAGCUCACGUCUUGGACCUCGUUGAUGACGAUCCACAGGUUACUGUUUGUGAUGUAGUUGAAAGUUUGACUAAAUCCUUUGAGGAUUUUUCGCUUACAAAAUCAGCCAUUCAUAAGCACAUGAACGAAACUUGUAACCUGUCAGUCAAAAAACCACAUUUCGAGUCUGAGAAACGCAAUAGUCCUGAAAACCUACAAGAGAGAUACGAGUGGUUUAUGAAAUGGAAGGAUUCAGAUGCUGACUUCACGAAAAACUGUAUUUUC